Molecule: messenger RNA, 3181 nt
Organism: Podarcis muralis (Common wall lizard)
Lineage: Eukaryota; Metazoa; Chordata; Lepidosauria; Squamata; Lacertidae
Source: RefSeq, a predicted model, not a curated record
CCGGAUUCCCCCUUUCGCCCGCCAUUCCCCGGGGCCUGGGCAAGGCCGCCAAGGCCUACAGCCCCUGCGAUGGCGGCGAGGGCAGCCUGAUGGAGCCGGAGGAAAUCUCGCAACUGCUGGCCGACGUGACCCGCUUGGCCGAGCCCCUGGAGAAACUGCGGGACGUGGUUCUCCGGGAGGACGGGCUGGAGUCCCGCCGGGCGCUGGCCCACGAGAGCCUGGGGGACGCCUUGCGGAUCCUGCGGCAGGUGGUCGCCAAAUACCCUCUGCUCAACACGCUGGAGACGCUGACCGCGGCGGGGACCCUCAUCUCCAAAGUCAAGGGUUUCCAUUACGAAUCCAACAUCGAAGCUGACAAGCGAGAAUUCGAAAAGGCCCUGGAGACCAUCGCCGUUUCCUUCAGCGGCACGGUCUCCGAACUCCUCAUGGGGGAAGUAGAUAGCAGCACCCUUCUCUCCAUCCCUCCUAGCGACCACAACCAGUCGAUGGAAAAUCUCUACGGGGGAAUUUCAGGGCAAGGCGGCGAAGGGAUCUCAGACGGCAUGGAAGGUUUCACCUCGAUCCGUCUGUCGGCCGAAGAGGUGGACGUUCUCCUGCAGAGGUGCGAGGGAGGAGUCGAGGCGGCUUUACAUUACGCCAAGAACGUCUCAAAGUAUAUGAAGGACCUAAUGUAUUACCUGGAGAAAAGGACCGCCCUAGAAAUGGAGUUUGCCAAGGGACUUCAGAAGAUGGUUCAUUCCUGCAAACAGACCAUCAGUCAGGAGCCUUUCAUGCCCUUUUUCUCCAUCUACUCCCUGGCGCUGGAGCAAGACGCCGAGUUCGGAGUCAACUCGCAGAAAGCGGCCGUCACCUUGCGCUCAGAAACAUUCCUUCAGCCGUUGGCAACCAGGCGCCUUGAACACGAGAAACGUCGGAAAGAGGUCAAGGAGCAGUGGCACCGGGCUCAGCGGAAACUGCAAGAGGCCGAGAGCAACCUGAGAAAAGCCCGCCAGAUGUACAUGCAGCGAUCGGAGGAGUCUGAAAAAGCCAAGGAUGUGAUGGUGAAGGCGGAAGAGGAGCAGCUGGGGUCCAGCGUGGGCAGCAGCACUGCGGCCACCAAAGCUCUGGACAAAAAGAGGCGACUAGAGGAGGAAGCCAGGAACAAGGCCGACGAGGCGAUGGCGACUUACCGGACGUGCAUCGCCGACGCCAACACACAGAAACAGGAGAUGGAGGAUACAAAAGUGACCGCCUUGCGACAGCUCCACGAAGUGGUCAAGCAGAGCGACCAGAUCAUCAAAUCGGCCACCAUCUCCUUCUUCCAAACCAUGCAUAUGCAAACAGCCCCUCUGCCCGUCUACUUCCAGACGUUGUGCGAGAGCAGCAAACUCUACGACCCCGGGCAGCAGUACGCCUCACACGUCAAGCAGCUGCAGCGGGGAGACGAGCCCGAGACCCAGUACGACUUCGAGCCCUACGUCUCCAACAACAGCUGGUCUCCUCUGGCCCGGGCGAGAAAAAGUAGUUUCACCACCGGCGAUUUACCAGCAGCCAGCGGAUCUGAAGCGUCCGGCAAAGAGGCGGCGGCUUCAGAGGGCGAGGGAGCGCAGAGCCGGCCGGCCAACCCCGAGCGACGAGGUGGGUUCUCCCAGAAGUCCCAGGCGGUGCCAAGUAACGGGACGUCUCCCGGAGACGAGUCGGACGGGAAUUCGCCUUCCUUUGAGCAAAGUAUCGACGACAUGACCCCGGAGAUCUCGACGCCCACCGGCCCUUUCCGCCACAUGGGUUUAUCCAAAGCUGCGCAGACCCACCGACUGAGGAAGCUGCGGUCCCCUUCGAAAUGCAGGGAGUGCAACAGCUACGUGUAUUUCCAGGGAGCCGAGUGCGAGGAGUGCUACCUCGCCUGCCACAAAAAGUGCCUGGAGACUCUGGCCAUUCAGUGUGGACACAAGAAGCUCCAGGGAAAACUGCAGCUGUUCGGCAGGGACUUUGCCCAGCAGAGCCGCCUCAGUUCCGACGGGGUUCCCUUCAUCGUGAAAAAGUGCAUCUGCGAGAUCGAGAGGCGGGCGAUGAAGACCAAGGGCAUCUACCGUGUCAACGGCGUGAAAACCCGCGUGGAGAAGCUAUGCCAGGCCUUUGAGAACGGGAAAGAGUUGGUCGAGCUGUCCCAGGCCUAUCCUCACGACAUCAGCAACGUUCUGAAGCUCUACCUGCGGCAGCUCCCGGAACCCAUCAUGCCAUUCCGCAUGUACAACAGCCUUAUGGGGUUGGCCAAGGAGAGUGUGCAGGGAGGAGCCGAGGGCAGGCCCGGGAAGAGUAUCACCGAGCUGGUGGACAGAGGACCCGAGACCGAGAAGGUGGUCGUGGCGCUGGUGACGAAGCUGAGGGAGCUUCUGAAGGAGCUUCCGUCGGAGAACUUGUCCACCCUAAAGUACAUCGUUCUGCAUUUGAGGAGGAUCGUCGAAGUCGAACAAGAAAACAAGAUGACCCCUGGCAAUCUGGGCAUCGUCUUUGGCCCCACGCUGAUGCGCCCGAGACCCACGGAAGCCACCGUUUCCCUCUCCUCGCUGGUCGACUACCCGCAUCAAGCCCGCAUCGUCGAGGCCCUCGUAACCUUCUACCCUGCCAUCUUCGAAACCGACGGCGCUUUGCCGGAAAACCCCGAAGACGCGGUUCGGGAAGACGCCGACGCGGCCGAGAACAAGGAAGACGCAUGCCAGCCGUCGGACGACACAGACCUGUACCUCACGGCCUCUGCUGAACAGGCAGAAGCAGCUUUUCACGAGGACCUGUACAGAGAAGACAGCACCCGUUUCAUCGAUUCCGACUCUGAUCCAGAAGACUCCGCAGAGGCGGGCAUCGAGGGCCCCCCGCGGCGAGGCAGCGAGACCAGCGGCGACGAAGAAACCCCGUCUGUGGAUGAAGCCAGCGAGGAAGGGACGCUGAGCCGCACUUACAGCGUCGGUCAGUCGGACUCUGAAGACAUCUCUCCGCUGCAGCGCUGCCCGGCCCGGGAGGAAGGCCGCUGUGAUGGGGACGAAGAUGUGGUUUUCGGGAGAGAGGGCGACAGGGAGAGUGCGGAAGGGCAGGCGGGAAGGCCGCUGGAAGGUUGCAACACCAACCAGUCGAACAACGUGGCGUUUCCGCAGCCGCCUUUCGGCUACAAGGCAUUAGAGUAGUUUCCCCAGCCUCGAAAACGGGA